AUGGAACUCUUGCUACUGUUGUUGGAAGUACAGAAGGAUACCGGUGUUGCUCAUCUCAGUGAGCCAGUUCUUGACGCCAAUUCUUUCCCUCUUCUGGUUGCAUCAGUCUCUUCGGCAAAAAUGUUCGUUUCUUCACCAAUGUCUUUCAUUGAAAAUCAGUGCUAUGAUCUUCUUUCGACCAUUGCUGAUCUCUCCAAUGUUCCUGAUGUUGACAAGCAUGUGCAGAAGGUGGCGAUGUUUCUCUAG
Molecule: messenger RNA, 246 nt
Organism: Cylicostephanus goldi
Lineage: Eukaryota; Metazoa; Nematoda; Chromadorea; Rhabditida; Strongylidae
Source: the annotation of a GenBank genome assembly